Motacilla alba alba is the source of this 467-nucleotide messenger RNA. RefSeq names its product translocase of outer mitochondrial membrane 5 (gene TOMM5). Lineage: Eukaryota; Metazoa; Chordata; Aves; Passeriformes; Motacillidae. The transcript has 2 exons. Gene Ontology annotation, cellular component: mitochondrial outer membrane translocase complex. The record is from RefSeq and is a predicted model, not a curated record. The coding region runs from base 89 to 244 and encodes 51 amino acids.
CCGGGUCGGGAGCGGGACCGGGAGCGGGACCGGGAGCGGGACCGGGACCGGGAUCGAGCUCCAGCGGCGGCUCCAGCUGCGCGCCGCCAUGUUCCGCAUCGAGGGGCUGGGGCCCAAGAUGGACCCGGAGGAGCUGCGGCGGAAGAUGCGCCGCGACGUGCUGGCCUCCGUGCGCAACUUCAUCAUCUACGUCGCGCUGCUGCGGAUCACUCCCUUCAUCCUGAAGAAGCUGGACAGUAUAUGAGCCCCGAGCCGGCGGCAGGCCCUGCAGCUGCUCUCGGCGGCGGGAGCGGCUCCGCAUGGCUCCCGGUGCGUGCCGCGGCUCCGUGCGCUGCGAGCCAAGCCCCGCGCCGCGUCCAUCCCCGCGCUGAGGCUGCCCGGCUCCCCCCCGUGCGUGUGCACCGCUCCCAGCCCCCCGCAGCGUGCUUCAAUAAACGGCACAGCGGCUGUGCCACGACGACCAAGUC